This is a messenger RNA of Toxotes jaculatrix (banded archerfish), 3244 nucleotides long. RefSeq names its product multiple epidermal growth factor-like domains protein 10. The record is from RefSeq and is a predicted model, not a curated record. Bases 41 to 3244 code for a protein of 1067 amino acids. The transcript is spliced from 23 exons. NCBI's taxonomy places the organism in Eukaryota, Metazoa, Chordata, Actinopteri, Toxotidae. Gene Ontology annotation, molecular function: scavenger receptor activity; protein binding.
GAUCAGCUAUAAGACGGCCUACAGGAGAGGUGUGAGGACCAUGUACAGGCGGCGCUCUCAGUGCUGCCCGGGCUUCUAUGAAAGCGGAGACCUGUGUGUCCCGUUGUGUACUGAAGAGUGUGCCCACGGACGCUGUGUCUCUCCUGAUACCUGCCAGUGUGAGCCGGGCUGGGGAGGACUGGACUGCUCCAGCGGCUGUGAGAGUGACUUCUGGGGGCCCCACUGCACCAACCGCUGUCAGUGCCGCAACGGGGCCAAAUGUAACCCGAUCACCGGAGCCUGCGUCUGCACCGACGGCUACCAGGGCUGGCGCUGCGAGGAGCCCUGUGACCCCAGCUUCUACGGCAAGGACUGCCUGUUGGAGUGCCAGUGCCUCAACGGCGCCACCUGUCACCAUCAGACUGGCGAGUGCCUCUGUGCGCCCGGAUACACCGGGGCCUUCUGUGAGGAGCCUUGUCCUCCAGGUAAACACGGCUCCCUGUGUGAACAGCGCUGUCCCUGUCAGAACGGAGGGACGUGCCAUCACGUCACCGGAGAGUGCUCCUGUCCCGCCGGCUGGGUGGGCCCAGUCUGCGCGCAGCCGUGUCCGUUCGGAUCGUUCGGCAUCAAUUGCUCCCAGGAGUGCACGUGUCGUAACGGAGGCCUAUGUGACCACAUCAGCGGUCAGUGCCAGUGCACAGCUGGAUACAUCGGAGAGAGAUGCCAGGAUGAAUGCCCAGUCGGUACUUAUGGGCCACAGUGUGCCCACAAGUGUGACUGCCAGAACGGGGCCAAGUGCUACCACAUCAACGGGGCCUGCCUGUGCAACGAGGGCUUUAAGGGCCCCAGCUGCCAGGACCGCUUCUGUCCCACGGGCCUGUACGGACUCAUCUGCGAUAAAUACUGUCCCUGCAAAGCUGAAAACACGCUCAGCUGUCAUCCUCUGUCAGGUGAGUGCACCUGUGCGGCCGGGUGGACGGGGCUGUACUGCAACGAGACCUGUCCGGCAGGUUACUAUGGCGAGGGCUGCAGAGAGAUGUGUGUCUGUGCUAACGGAGCCGACUGCGACGGCACCACGGGAGCUUGUUUGUGUGCACCGGGAUAUAUAGGUGACGACUGCUCCAUCAGCUGUCCUGCAGGUCUCUACGGGACCAACUGCACCUCGUCGUGCUCCUGCCAGAACGAGAUCUCCUGCUCGCACAUCGACGGCUCCUGCAUCUGCAAAGAAGGCUGGCAGGGCGUGGACUGCUCUAUCCCAUGCUCCAGCGGCACUUGGGGGCUGAGCUGCAAUCAGACGUGUCAGUGCGCCAACGGGGCGGCCUGCGACCCCGUCAAUGGGACCUGCACCUGCUCCCCGGGCUGGAGGGACGAGUACUGCGACGUGCCGUGUCCUGAGGGAUCAUAUGGGCUGGACUGCAGGGAGAGAUGUGACUGUGUGAACUCUGAUGGCUGUGAUCCAGUGACCGGCUUCUGUCGCUGCCUGGCAGGUUGGACAGGCAUCCAUUGCAACAGUGUGUGUGAGGAGGGACGCUGGGGACCCAACUGCUCCUACAGCUGCACCUGUGAGAACGGAGGCUCCUGCUCCCCAGAGGACGGCACCUGUGUGUGCGCUCCCGGCUACCGCGGCACCAACUGCAGACGAACCUGUUCGCCUGGUUUCUACGGCCACCGUUGCAGCCAGUCGUGUCCUCAGUGUGUCCACAGUGACGGGGCGUGCCACCAUGUCACCGGCCACUGUGAAUGUCUCUCUGGCUUCUUCGGCUCCCUGUGCAACCAAGUGUGUCCCAGUGGAAAGUACGGUAAGGCCUGUGCCGAGACGUGUCUGUGCACCAACAACGGCACUUGUAAUCCCAUCGACGGCUCCUGUCAGUGCUACCCCGGGUGGAUCGGCGAGGACUGCUCCAAACCAUGUCCUCAGGGCUCAUGGGGCCCAGACUGCAUCCACACGUGUAAUUGUCACAACGGAGCCCAGUGCAGCGCCACAGACGGAGAGUGUAACUGCAGCCCUGGAUGGACGGGGCUCUACUGUACCCAGCGCUGUCCUACGGGUUUCUACGGCUCUCAGUGCACCGAGGUGUGUCGCUGUCAGAACGGGGCGGACUGCGACCACAUCACCGGACAGUGUUCGUGCAGGACGGGCUUCAUAGGACAGAGCUGUGAGCUCAAGUGUCCCGCCGGGACGUUCGGCUACGGCUGCCAGCAGCUGUGUGAGUGUAUGAACAACGCCACCUGCGACUACGUGACGGGAACCUGCUACUGCAGCAUCGGCUUCAAAGGCAUCCGCUGCGACCAGGCGGCUCUGAUGAUGGAGGAACUGAACCCUUACACUAAGAUCAGCCCGGCGCUGGCGUCGGAGCGGCAGUCGGCCGGCGCCGUCCUCGGCAUCAUCUUCCUGCUGCUGCUCAUCAUGGCCAUGCUCGGCCUGGUGGUCUGGUUCCGGUAUCGGCAGAGAGAGAAGGGCCAUCACGUGCCCAACGUCACCUACACACCGGCCCUGCACAUCAACUCCACAGACUACUCCCUCUCAGGUAAGACCAGCAAAUCCUCACAUUUGAGCACAGGGCUGCAGUGCACAGGCCUGCUCUCCUCUGCAGAUUCCUCUCCCAGUAACAGCUCCGUAGGCCGCUGCUUCUCCAACCCGAGCUACCGCACUCUGGGGCCGUGCACCUACGCCGCACACUACGCCAAGCCGGACAAGAGGGCCUCCGCCAAGGUGAAGACAAAGAAGCGACACAGGAACAGUGCUCCAGAGUGGGGCGCCUACUGUAACCUCAGCGACCUGGGUGUUUACUGCAUUGAUCGGCGUUACAGCUACCACCUGGAGCCGCGCUACAGAGACUAUAUGAAGGGCUCCCUGUCCAGCACCUGCUCCCUCAACAGUGAAAACCCCUACGCCACCAUCAACGACCCCCCGGGCCUGUGCAAGCACUCGGAGAGCAGCUACGUGGAGAUGAAAUCGCCAGGUCACCAUGAUCACAUGACCCACUGCUGCUCCGCCGCCAUCAUCACCACGACCACCACCACAACCACAGCACCCGCCAAGAACGUGUACGACAUGGAGCCGACCAUCAGCAUCGUCCAGGGAACUGGAGGUGUGGUGGUUCCCAGUUACCCUCAGAACCCGUACGACCUGCCCAGGAACAGCCACAUCCCCAGCCACUACGACCUGCUGCCCGUGCGCCCCAGCCCCUCCCACAACCACAGCCUCACCCUGCACAGCCACAGCCCCCCGCUGCCUGGCAGCCCCACCAGCUCGCUCCUCUAG